Messenger RNA from Raphanus sativus (radish), 1140 nucleotides. RefSeq names its product protein PELPK1. The record is from RefSeq and is a predicted model, not a curated record. Lineage: Eukaryota; Viridiplantae; Streptophyta; Magnoliopsida; Brassicales; Brassicaceae. The transcript has a single exon. Bases 97 to 876 code for a protein of 259 amino acids.
AUCAAAUACCAAAAACUCAUCAAAAACCAACAACAAACAAACACAUCAAAGCAAAAAGAAGAAAGAAGGCAAAAAAUUUAUCAAGCAAGCAGAACCAUGGCACUGAUGAAGAAGAGUAGUCUCUUUGCUCUUCUCCUCUCAUCAUCACCACUUCUGAUCAUCUGUCUUACUGCAUUGCUCACUAAUCCGGCUUCAGUGGGAGCUCGCCGGUUACUCGAGGAGAUUCCUAAACCGGAGAUACCCAAAUUGCCCGAACUACCUCACUUUGAGAUACCAAAAUUGCCUGAGCUACCUCAUCCGGAGCUACCGAAAUUGCCUGAGCUACCUCAUCCGGAGCUACCAAAAUUGCCCGAACUACCUCACCGGGAGCUACCGAAAUUGCCCGAACUACCUCACCCGGAGCUACCGAAAUUGCCUGAGCUAUCUCACCCGGAGCUACCAAAAUUCGAAGUGCCCGAGUUGCCAAAGAUUCCAGAAAUUCCGAAGCACGAGGGGACUAAGCUGAUGGAGACUCCGAAGCCCGAGGCUCCUAAGUUGCCAGAGAUUCCAAGACCCGAGUUACCAAAGGUGCCGGAGAUUCCUAAGCCGGAGCUACCAAAAAUGCCGGAGAUUCAGAAGCCGGAGCUACCAAAGGUGCCGGAGAUUCCUAAGCCCGAAUUGCCAAAGAUGCUGGAGAUUCAGAAGCCAGAACUACCAAAGAUGCCAAAGAUUCCUAAGCCGGAGCUGCCAAAGAUUCCGGAAAUUCAAAAGCCUGAGGCUCCAAAGUUGCCGGAGUUGCCAAAGAUGCCGGAGAUUCAAAAACCGGAACUACCGAAGAUUCCAGAGAUUCCAAAGCCGGAGUUGCCGAAGAUGCCUGAAGUUCCUGGAAUCCACUAAGCCUAUUGAACCGUAUGAAAGCCCAUCUACUUUAAGGCCCACCCACGCCCAUGGUCUAGAUUUCUAUUAUCACCUUUAAUCUUGUGUGUCUAUCUCUAUCUCAUCGUCGUUUUUUUUUGGUGCAAUCUCAUCGUCGUUUUCUUAGGGAACAAUAUCUUAUAUGGUUUGAUCUCAUAGCCAUACUUCUUUUUCUUUCUUCAUACACUUAUACUUGUACUCUGUUAUACUUGUAUGUUUCAUACAUAAAGUUUUAUUUGUGUUUCA